GCGAGAGCGGCCGUUGGCGCUGGUUGCAUUUGCGCGCGCUUCGGGGGGCGAAAAAAUAACGGGGAGACUCUGGUGUGGGGAGAUAUCCGGGGAUUUGCAAGGAGGAGCAAAGCUUAUCUGUCAUUACCAAGCCCUGUACUGGGGGUACUCAGAGGACACUGAAAAGGGGAAGAGCUCUUCUCAGUGGUGGAACCCAGCAUGCCAGUGCCUCUGGACAGUGCAGGUACAGAGUCCCAGCUGAGUCAGACUCCUUUGCCAGUGCCUGCCUUCUUCCAUGAAGCAGAAUGCAGCUUUUCAAUCAAGAAGACCCAUCGGCCACUCUGCUACACCCUCCCUCCGCGGCCACGCCACAAGAGCACGCUAACUGUAAGCCGGGUUUUUUCUGACCGUCGACUUCAGCCGUGGACACAGCCCCACCCACGCCGCGUGUCCUUUCACGGAGAACAGAGGCAACCCCCAUCUCUGCACGGUCGCCCCUAUGAUGCUUCCAAGAAAGAACUGUUUUUCAGGCAGUGCUUUCAACAGCUCAGCCGUCUGGGGCGGGGAUCCUUUGGAGAAGUAUACAAGGUGAGGCAUGAUGAAAGGCGUUCCUUGUGGAAGGCCACCCGGGCUGGCGAAGGUGACAGGCAGCGCAAAUUGGCUGAGGUGCGCAAGCAUGAACGUGUAGGCCACCAUCCCAACUGUGUGAGUUUCGUGCAGGCCUGGGAGGAGCGCGGGCAGCUUUACAUCCAGACAGAGCUGUGCCCAGGCAGCCUGCUGCAGUACUGCGAACAGCAUGGUCCACUACCUGAAUGGCAGGUGCAGGCCUUCCUCUGGGACCUGCUGCAAGGACUGCAACACUUACACAGUCGCAACCUUUUGCACAUGGAUGUCAAGCCGGCUAAUAUUUUCCUGUCCUCUAACAAUGUCUGUAAGCUGGGUGACUUUGGACUGAUGCUGGAGCUGGACUCUGGGGAUCUGAAUGAUGCCCAAGAAGGGGAUCCUCGCUACAUGGCCCCUGAGCUGCUGCGAGGAGAGUACACCAAGGCUGCUGAUGUCUUCAGCCUCGGCAUGACCAUUUUGGAGAUUGCCUGUAACAUGGAGCUCCCCAACGGAGGGGAAGCUUGGCAGCAGUUGAGACAGGGCUAUCUGCCUCCUGAAUUUACAGCAGGUCUCUCCGAUGAGCUGCAGACUCUCCUAGCAGCCAUGUUGGAACCCAACCAUCAUCUCCGACCCUCGGUGGAAGCGCUGCUCAGUUCUACCCUCAUGCAGAAGGCUGAGAGGAGGCGGAAGGUGACACUGCUGGUGCAAGCUGGGAUCCAGCAAGGAGUUUCCAUGUGCCAGACCCUUGUCAGGUUUGUGCAGUGGCUCUGGGGGACCAUGUGCAGCCCAGCUCACUGGCUACUGUUCUGGCAUCGGAAUGUUCCAGUCACACCUCCCCAUUCACCCUUCGCGUUCCUCAUGGAAGACAGCAGCCUCUCCAGUGACUGGGGUGAAGAGAAUGACGACGACGAGAGCCUUGGUGAGGAUGUCUUUGAGAUAUCGGAGGCAUCUGAACAUCACAGCCGUAUUUGUCCUGUGGAGCUCCGGUCUGCUGACAAACUCCCUAGCUCCCCAGUGCUGAACAUAUGUCCCAAUGUGGGAAGUACCUCUACUCCGCGGCACCCCUCACCACAGCAGACAGGUGGCAGAAAGAACAGCUCUCAGACCUUCCAAGGGAGCCCUAAUCUCAGCCGUAUCAACUGGGCGUCCCCCAGCAGAAGCUUCACUUCCUCACACUUGCCUGUGAGCAGCCUGCGCCGUACUCUGUCUUUUGACGACGAGGAAGAUUACGAGGAGCAGAGGGACCAGUGGGAAGGAGUUGCCGCUCAGUGUUCAAGUCAGUAUUCUGCUUUUGAGCCGAAAAGCCUGCUCGGCAUGUUCGAGGACUCUGCAGCGACGGAGCAGAAGUGCCAGAGCUGAUGGGAACCUCGUUUCUUUUCUGAAUGGUUUGCUCAGCUCUCCUGUGGCUCGGUGAAGGAACGCCUUCCCUCAGGUGGAUAUGCGCAGCUGAUGGGCUGUAGUAUCCAGCUCCGUCUAGUGGAGGGGAGGCAGGCCCUUUAGGGACACUUCCCUGCAGGUUGCUGCUGCUGUGCAGUUUCUUACCUUUAGGGGGUUGAGAUCACAUAGGAAGCGGACAGCAGGAUGUGUUGUCACAUAAUUUGAAGGAAAACGGCUUGUUUUUACGCAAGGUUGGGGGAUAAUGCUGUCCGUCCCUUCUGCUUGGGGGCUGCGAGGCAGGAAUGUCUUUCCUGUUGUGGGAAAUGGGGGCUGUAAACCACCUCCCUUUCAUGCUGGGGUUUUACAAAGGCGUCAGCUCAAAGACUUGAUAAUAAAAGCAUGAUGAAAUGGCCAUAAAACAGCGUGCUGCUUCUCCUGAGGCCUGACUUCAUUUUUGGCCAAAAUACUGAGAGAGACGGUUAUUUAAAACAAAGAGAAACUGCCCCUGUUUGGACCGAGUGGAUACACUGGGAUCCAGGCACCCAUGUCAUCCAGUUACAGCUUCCCUCUCUCGCUACUGACCAGCACUCUGGGUCUUCCUGUUACCUGCAAUAUGUCGCAGUCAAAGUGGAUUAUCUGUUUCAGCCUAAGGAAGGAGAGAACGUUCUUAAUCCCGAUACUGAGUUAUGACUGCUCCUGAUCUAAUCAGAUUAAUCCCAAACAUGUCUUUUUUUGGUUUUCAGUGCAGUCCUACACAGAGUCAGUCUACUGAUUUCAAUGGACAGACUGGAGUAACUCUGCUUAGGAUUGCACUGUGAUUCUCCUUGCAAUCCCCCCCCCCCCCCGACUGUUUUCUGUUAGCAGAGACUGUAAUCCUCUAUCCAUAGCUGGGAGUAAGGCUGAUUAAACCCAGUGGAAUUUAUCUGGAGCAUACAAUUAUACCAAAAAAGUCCUUGCAUGCUUGGUUUUAGUCCAAAGUCUGCUUGAGCCCCCCACACUACUUCAGAAAACUGCACUUAUUUAUCAAGGGAGGGAGGGUAUCAACAGAACCCAGAGUGGUUGCUAGUGCUGGGCUGCCACUUUUAAGUUCCAUGGAAUCAAAAUUCAUAAUUAGAUGAUUAACUCAGGCCUGUAAUUCCACUGCUUUCAAAACAAUUCAGUUAGAAGCUCUGGGUGGUAUUGGCAGAAUUCUCCUUAAGCAUUUUUCUACAUCCCAAGGGAGUUAAGUACUUCCUGAAAGAAAUAAAGCUUGAAGACUAUACCUGCUUUCAAAACGGGCCACAUACAACAGAUGCUGGUGGGCAGCUGCAGUCCUUCCGUAGCUGGCUGUGUUAAUUUUGAACCCAGGCCCCAAAGAUCUUCUAACCUCACUUUUCACCCUCAACAAAGCUUCAAGGGCCUGGAAUAAAAUCUAGGAUGAGUCUCAAGAUGUAGGGUAGGGCUUGUAGGCAGUACCCACGGAAACUUUCAGAAUAGAAAGACUGAACAGCAGAGAUAACCAGGCUAGGAAAAAAAAUGACACAAUUGUCCUUAAACAUCUCUCUUUAUUAGAAGCCUAGACCUGCUGUCUGUCCAACAGAGCGUCCUGGAUCAUAAGCAUCUACAAUUUCUCCAUUGCCCUCCCACCUGCCCAGAGUGCAUUUUUAAAAAUUAUUUGUUGUCUUGCUCUUUUUAUUUUAAAGAGAUAUGUCGCUUCAGCACAGAAGCUGCGAACAUUAACUUAUGUCCGUCUACCCUGAGAUAACAAGAGACAAGACUAGGCUGAGAAUAGAUGAAACCCCAGCCCCAAAAAGAAGAGAGCGGAAAAUACGCUUCACAACCCAACGCGGGAGGUCUAAGUCUGUCCUUACCUUAUGCUGCAGACCUUCUCUUAAGGCCACCAACCAUCUUCUCCAUUUGCAAAAUACUACCGGUGGCACAUGGAGACCCAGAUUUUAUUUUUCCUCAAGGGUAGCAUCUUUAAGUCUUAACCCUGUUUUAAGGUGACUGUGCCUGCCAAGCCGCAUUUUAAAAAAUCUGCCGUUUUAACUGCACAGAGUUUGUCUGCAGUAAUGUCAGAGGUUCCCCCUCCCCAACAAAUAAGCUGUUGGAUACAAAGGAAAGGGUCCAAACCAUGCAUGACUCAGAUGCAUGUAUUCCUCCUCUGCUGCUUACUUGGGGGAGAAAAGAAGAAAAGUAGCCUUAAGCAGCUGGGGAUUUAAAAUGAGAAACUAGGGAGGGGCUAUUUAACCCCUUUCCCUCUGGCCACUUUCUGCAACCUGGUCUUUUCUCCCCAACCCCCUUGAAGAUUGCACCUACCCAACAGCGGGGAAAAGAUCAAUACCCAGCUAUCGAUCAUGUCUAGUUUGGCCCCGAAUCAGCCCCAAAUCCUCUUUGCUUUGCCCUACUACUUGGACACUAGAUAUCUGAAUUUCCAAAACAGGUUUUUAACUAAGUUCAUACAUGCUCUUUUUUUUUUCCUCAGCUGCUUUAUACAGAAUGGAUUAAGAUUCAGAUUAAGGUGGUACUGCAUAGAAAAUAUAGAAUCCCAGUGGGAUGGGGAAGAUCAUCUUCCAUCUCCUUAUAAUCUGUUAAAAUACAUAUGUUAAAUUAAACGUUAAAAUGUUUCUCUUUAUUUACAAUGGCCCUGAAAUAUGGGCUGGGAUGCUUAUGUUCAUGGUGUUGUUUUAGGUGCAUUCCUUUGGGGCUGAACGACAGACCCAUGGGACAGAAAGACCCCAGUUUUUUUUUAAAAAAAAACCACCCUAACCAAAUAAAAAAACACACAUGUGCAUAAAGGAACUUUUAUGUGCCCUGGAACCCACAUUAGAGCCUAGAUUUUGAAGAUCAUUAUGGCAACCAAAGAAAAACUGCUAGUUAGAUCUUUCCAGAGGGGCAGCUGUGUUAAUCUGUUGGAGCAUGAGUGAGGAAUCCAGCAGAACUUUAAAGACUAGCCAGUUUUUAUUCUAACCUAUGCUUUUAUAGAUAAGAGCUCUUGUUUGGUCUACUGUGCAACUGCUAGAAUAAAAAUGUGCUGUUGGGA
Messenger RNA from Sphaerodactylus townsendi, 4981 nucleotides. It is a transcript of the gene PKMYT1, whose product is annotated as protein kinase, membrane associated tyrosine/threonine 1. Gene Ontology annotation, biological process: protein phosphorylation. The coding region runs from base 199 to 1941 and encodes 580 amino acids. The transcript is spliced from 8 exons. The record is from RefSeq and is a predicted model, not a curated record. Gene Ontology annotation, molecular function: ATP binding; protein kinase activity. Lineage: Eukaryota; Metazoa; Chordata; Lepidosauria; Squamata; Sphaerodactylidae.